AAGAGAAUUUGAUUUCGCUCCAAGAAAUCUGAAAUGUGAAGACAAAACCAAGAAAACAAUUGCAUUUGGUGCUUCCCAAAACAUUCUUCUUUCCAGAUUUGAUUUCUUUUCUUUCUGAAUUUUUUUGAUUAAUGCCAGAGAUCUGCAAUUCAUCCAUUAACCGAAGAAUCCAUGGAAGCAUCUAGUUCCCAAGUCCCUUCCUUUGCUCAGACUCAGACGGAGAUUAACUGGGAAAAGCUUGACAAGACUAGGUUCUAUUUUUUAGGAGCCGGCAUCUUUACAGGGCUUACAGUAGCAUUGUACCCUGUCUCGGUCAUAAAAACCAGACUUCAGGUUGCUUCAAAAGACACUAUUGAGAGAAGUGCAUUUUCAGUUGCCAGAGGCAUUUUGAAAACAGAUGGAAUUCCUGGUCUGUAUAGAGGGUUUGGGACAGUCAUCACUGGUGCGGUUCCUACUAGGAUUAUUUUCCUAACAGCAUUGGAGGCCACAAAAGAAGCUGCUUUCAGAAUGGUUGAACCAUUUAAAUUAUCGGAACCUACACAAGCAGCCAUAGCAAAUGGAAUUGCUGGCAUGACAGCUGCACUUUUUUCUCAAGCUGUCUUUGUUCCAAUUGAUGUGGUAAGCCAAAAGUUGAUGGUACAAGGAUACUCAGGCCAUGCAAGGUAUAAUGGGGGACUGGAUGUUGCUCGUAAGAUUAUAAAGGCUGAUGGAAUUCGGGGAUUAUACCGAGGGUUUGGUCUAUCAGUUAUAACUUACUCUCCAUCAAGUGCUGUAUGGUGGGCAAGUUAUGGUUCAAGCCAACGCAUCAUCUGGAGUUUCUUAAGCAAGGACAAUGAUCUUGAGAAAGGUCCUCCUAGCCAGACGACAAUAGUGGGAGUUCAGGGUGCUGGAGGAAUUAUUGCUGGUGCAGCCGCUUCCUGCAUCACAACUCCAUUAGACACAAUUAAGACCCGUUUACAGGUGAUGGGGCAUGAGAAACGACCCUCUACAACACAAGUAGUGAAAAGUCUAAUUGCAGAUGAUGGUUGGAUAGGUCUAUACAGAGGGUUGGGUCCAAGAUUUUUCAGCAUGUCAGCGUGGGGAACUUCAAUGAUAUUAGCCUAUGAAUAUCUGAGUAAGGAUACUUUCCUUUCAUGCAAGAUUUUUUUAUAGUGAACCAUGCCCUAGUCCUAUAGUUAAUUUUGCACCUGCCUCACCUUAACUCUCACACGUUCUAAAUGCAUGUUUACUGGAAUCUUUAGAUUGUUCUUGUUCUUAAAAGCUGAUCACAGUCUAAGAAUAUCUUCAUCUUCAAUUCAGAGCGCUUGUGUGCAAAAGAUUCAUAGGUAUGGUCAACUACGCCACACAGCUUUGGUUCUUUUGUUUAAUGAUAGAGAGCCACGUCAAAAGCGGCUAAGGAUUCAUUAUAGUUGCCAAUAAUUUGCUAGAUGAUGUGAACAAGGAUUAUUUCCUUCCAAUCUCCAGAUUCAGAAAAACUCAGCUAUUCUCCAGCAAUUUCUUGUAUCAUUUUAGAACAGCCUACUUCAUGGUUAUAAAGUCUGUAUUUCUUACUCAUAAUUCUUUCUAGAAGAAACCUUGGAUCCAGCCACGCCACAACUAGUGGGGGCUUGAUUUUGUAUUGAUUCUUUAUAAUAAAAUUGUGAUCCGUUACAUUCAUAGCAAGUAUAUAAAUGUUAAAUUUGUGA
Rubroshorea leprosula is the source of this 1685-nucleotide messenger RNA. Lineage: Eukaryota; Viridiplantae; Streptophyta; Magnoliopsida; Malvales; Dipterocarpaceae. The record is from the annotation of a GenBank genome assembly.